Molecule: messenger RNA, 1317 nt
Organism: Protopolystoma xenopodis
Lineage: Eukaryota; Metazoa; Platyhelminthes; Monogenea; Polystomatidea; Polystomatidae
Source: the annotation of a GenBank genome assembly
AUGAUAAACAUUGGAGUGGAUCCUAGAAUGCUUUCCCUUGUUACUCAUCCGAGACCGCCUAGGCGAAUUACUAUUGAUGGAUAUCAAUAUCCACUUCUUCUUGACCGCGUCCAACCUGUAAUAAAAGUUGGCGAUCAGUUUCAUGCUAUCCGCUUCAGAUGUGAAAAGCUACACGCAAUGAUCGAUGACCGAACAUUCGCUAUAAAUGGGACUGGAUAUUCUCGGAUAUAUGUUGGGAGCCGCACACAUUUGGCUUGCCUUGGAGGGCCUGGUCACGAGCUAGUCAUCAAUGGAAAGCCUCACACUGUGCCUUUUGGUUCUCAUGUUACAUUCAUCAAUAUUAGUUACAAUUCUAUUGGCGUUCGUUUCGUAGGCGAGACCCCACAGAAUGUCGAUGUGUUGCCAGCCAUACCCCCUCGCUUGCUGAAGUGGGCAGCAGAAGGCUACUUUGGCUCACCUGCCCAUUUGUAUAAACCGCCUUUCAAUCCCUUGAAGGAGAUGCAUCGCAUAGCAGAUCAGCGCACACAGCAGCUUGAGACAAAUGGUGAAUGUGGGUCUUCUCCUUCUGAGCCAGUCGUGCAAUCCCAUCAGCAGAUGCAAUCCAACCAGGCUCACAUCCGUAUGCAACUCAACAAUAAUGAACUUGGUUCGGACAACUCUCAGCUCUUCCCGCUUCAAGAUGCUCCUCAAACUCAGAAGAUUGACAUCCAUUCUUUAUUCCAAAAGCUUGUCGAAGCAGGUAUUGUUUCUCGGCCUGAAGCUAAGGCUGAGCCUCCAAAAGAGCCGCCUCUGUUGACCGAGUAUUCUUGGGAGAAGUUCAGACUCCCAUUUGUACUUGAAGUCGAUAGUCUCUAUGGUGGUGAGCAAUGUGUGCACUGUGGCUUAAGGUUUGUCAAUGAACAUUCUAAGGAAUAUGCCAGUCAUUUGGAUUAUCACUAUGUCAAGAAAUCGACUGAGGCCGAGAACCAAGGUAGGAGUCGCAAUUUCUAUCAGCCAUAUCGUUAUUGGCUAAUGAGCGAAAUUACAAGGGAUGGCGGACCCCAACUAGAGAAUUGUUCACCUAUCGAUAAUAUUCCUGAGUGCAAAUGCAAGGCCUUCACGGAGCCCUCCCUAAAUUUGUGUUCGGUUUGUUUCGAAAAAUUUGAGGAAUUCUGGGAUCACGAAGAAGAGGAGUGGAUGUUGCGAAACGCUGUUAUGAUCGAUGGCAAGGCAUAUCAUCCAAUCUGUCAAGAAGAUGCCGGCAAACAAUUUGCAGCAACAUCACCGCCUCAUCGUGGGCAUUACGAGCUAAUUCCAUCAGCCUGUCUAAAGUAUUAG